CCCGCGGCUGUGUGUGGCCGGUGUGUGUGUGUCUCUUCAGGAGGAAGACUUAACAGUCAUUUAUCCCCUCACACACACACACCGUAGUUUACUCUCGUUUUCCGCGUUUCCGAGAGCGGAUACCACAAUGGCUUAACGCAGAACCAUGUCACGGACUUUAUUCGUUUUUUAGUUAGAUUUUUGGGCUAUUUUUCGCGCCCCUCAGUGAGCUAAGCUAGUCAUCGAGCUCGUGAGCUAAGACUGGAUUUGUUUAUAAAAGUUCCGUACACCGCAAAUACCAUACAAACGACUGUUUUCCACGGACAGAUCCACUUGGAAUUAUUUAUAAAGUCACUCCCGGGUAGGACCGGUUGAAAGGAAGAAGGGUCAACAUUACCUCACCGAAGCUAACGAGCUAAUGCUCGUGUCCGCGCGAGUGACGAUUAGCUCAUUUAAGCUGGCGUUUAACGUGAACGAUUGUGUUUCUUCGGUCUUUGACUUGUUUUGCAGUCAUGGUAAAUGCCUGAUCUGUGUUGGGGAGUGGUGGUGGGCUGUUGGUCUGUGCUUGCAUAGUUCGGCUGCAACCACUCACAUUAUUUAUCUUCAGUAGUUGGUUUAACGUUUGUAUUAGUGCGUUAUGUGGCUUAUCAAUCAGUCCGAAGAUAGACAGUUGGUUAUUAUUCUAGAAUAAUCGCAUCUCACAUGGACAGCGCUAUUUUGUAAGAGGGCAGGUGCACUGACCCAACUGAUUAUUAGUCUAAACAAGCCUCUGUAAGUGUGUUACUGGUUUGUUUCCUGAUCAGGCCUAUGGUUGUAACGGGGAAUAAGGAUGAGUCGUUUAGGCAACGAGGUUUAACACGUGGAUUGUCAUCUCCAAAUACAGAUUUGUGUGGAAGUGGGCAGCUACACUUGACACAGUCUUGGGCUUGGCCUGGCAUCAUGGGGGGUCGUGCAACGGGGCUUUUGGUCAUCUACAUAGUCUCUAAUUAGUCUUUUUGACGUUAUGUAGUCGAUUUAGAAGUCAAAUAUUUCUCUUAUAACUAUGUGCGUUCUCCGUCCCACGACCGACACUUGAUAUUUUAUUAAAAACAAGAUUGAACUGGACCAACUGGUCAGUCUGGAUUAAGUGGCCCUGUCAUUUGUUUCUGAUUGGAGUAACAUUCCCCAGCCAUCAUCCUCAAUGCCUUCAGCGCUGGCCGUGUUCACCUGCCGCCCGAAUUCACACCCAUUUCAGGAGCGUCAUGUCUACCUGGAUGAGCCGGUCAAGAUCGGGCGCUCGGUGGCCCGGAGUCGCCCAGCCCAGAACAACGCCACCUUCGACUGCAAGGUGUUGUCCAGGAAUCACGCUCUGGUGUGGUUCGACCACAAGACAGGAAAGUUCUAUCUCCAGGACACCAAAAGCAGCAAUGGCACCUUCAUUAACAGCCAGCGUCUGAGCCGUGGGUCGGAGGAGAGCCCACCAUGUGAGGUGCUCUCUGGUGACAUCAUUCAGUUUGGGGUGGACGUGACUGAGAACACCCGGAAAGUCACUCAUGGCUGUGUAGUGUCGACCAUCAAGCUCUUCCUACCAGAUGGCAUGGAAGCUCGGCGACGAUCAGAUGUUGUUCCAGCACCACUACCACUUGCUAUUGAUAAGGUGUCUGCUAGUACACCCAGUAUGUAUUCUCAGGAACUGUUUCAGCUUUCCCAGUACCUGCAGGAGGCCUUACACAGAGAGCAGAUGUUGGAGCAGAAGUUGGCCACUCUUCAGAGGUUGCUGGCCAGCACACAAGAAGCAUCAGAAAGCAGCUGGCAGGCUUUAAUCGAUGAGGACCGGUUACUCUCCAGAUUGGAGGUGAUGGGGAAUCAGUUGCAAGCAUAUUCAAAAAACCAAACAGAAGACAGUAUCCGCAAGGAGCUUGUAGCCUUAACAGAGGAUAAACACAAUUAUGAGACGACAGCCAAAGAGUCCCUGAGGCGGGUCCUUCAGGAGAAGAUCGAGGUUGUCAGGAAGCUGUCCGAGGUGGAGAGGAGUUUGAGUAACACAGAGGACGAGUGCACGCACCUGAAAGAGAUGAAUGAACGCACACAAGAGGAGCUCCAAGAACUCGCCAACAAAUACAACGGAGCCGUUAAUGAAAUCAAGGAUCUUACAGAACAGAUUAAGUUGGCGGAGGGCAAACAUGAUGAGCUCACUCAUAAAGGACUGAAUGAGAAGAAAGAACUGCAGUUGAGGAUUGAAGAGAUGGAAGAAAAGGAACAAUCGCUUCAGGCCCGAAUCGAAGCCCUGCAGGCAGACAACGACUUCACGAAUGAGAGACUAACGGCCCUGCAAGUCCGUUUAGAACAGCUGCAGGAGAAAAGCAUAAAGGAAAACAACAGUUUAGACCACUUUCUUUUAAAGAGUGGAGGAGACUGCACUUUAAUCCAACAGUACAUUAAGUGUCAAUCGGUGAGGCAGUUAAAGGAGGUUGUGGACUCCUCUAUUAACAAACUGUCCAACUUUGAUGAGGUCAUUGAUGCACAUCUUCAGAAUAAUCAGACGACUGUGGACAACAGCCUGGCCAGUGCAGACAGACUUAAAGAAAACCAAAUAGACGCUAAAGAGUGUGACAUGUCAGAUACUCUGAGCCCCAGCAAGGACAAAAGCAGCGACGACACCUCAGACGGACAGAUGGAUGAACAAGAACUGAAUGAGACUCAGAACAGGGUUUCUCUUUUGAAAGAGAUGGACAGGAACCUGGAUUCCGAAGACACUGAGCAAGUCAUUCCACAUCUCCACAGAGAGCUGCAGGAGGCACAGGAGCUCGCUAACACUGGCAAACAGAAAUGCCUCGAGCUUCAAGCUCUGCUGGAGGAGGAGAGGAGAACUAACAGACAGCAGACGGAAGAAUCUGCUAAACAGAUCCACUUCUUACAGACUCAACUAUCAAAGCUCCAGUCUGACAUGGAAGCUCUGCGUGAACAGAGGGAGAAUACUAUUACCAGCACCAGAGAGGAGCUCUACAGCGCUCAGGAGGAGAUCCUGGUGCUCCGUCACGCCAUGGAGGCCGCCACUGCCGAGCGGGAGCGCGAGAUCGCUGCCUUGCAGGGAGACCUGAGCAUCGUCACUGCCGAACUAGACAAAUGGAGACAGACGGCCGCCAAGUAUGAAGUGGAAAUCAGCAAUCUACAGGCCAGCUUUCAGAUGCAGAGCCAGCAACAAGAGAGUGCCAGUCAACUACUAGGUGAGCUGGAGAAGCUUCAGACCGAGUGCUGUGGUCUUCAGCAUGAGUGUGACAGUUUGCGUACUGAGAAAACCACACUGUUACAGAAACUGCACAGACUGGAAGAAGAGCUCAGCAGCUCCAGAGAACAGAGUGCGACCCUCAGCAGCAGUUUAAAUGCUCUGGAGAAAUCACAGGGUGACCUGGAGAACAAACUGGGCUCUAUACAGGAUCAGCACCAACAAAACGCCAGCAAACUGAAGAUACAGCUGGCCCAAGCCGAGGACCGCACCAGAGAUCUGCAGAAGGAGUAUGAUGACACUCAGAAUCUGCUGUCAGACCUCAGGCAGCGGUAUGAACAGACCGAACAGGAGAAACGCUCCAUCAGUGAUGAGCUGGAGCAGUGCAAGGUCAAUCUGAAGCUCCUGCAAGAGAAAGGCAGCAAUCCAUCCAUAUUGCAGCCUGUCCAAGCCAUUUUCAUCGGUCUAUUCCUGGCUUUGCUGUAUUGGUGCUUCGGCCAGUUGUGGUAGAAAGAGCGGAUGGAUGCCCUGGAUGCCGGUGGUCGCCACCGUGAUUGCCGUGGCAGCAGUGGUGCUUUAUCCUAACCUAUCCAAGAGCUCGUCCUGAGAGAGCGAAACCAAUCGCAACACUUUUGUGUAUGUCCAGCCCCAGUCAUGUUUAGUCCUGGGAUGAGUUCUAAAACUGAACAUAAUACCUCCUGAUUUACAGCCCAUUGGGUCUCUGCAAUGUCUGUGUAAAUGCAAAUGUAUAUAAUAUAGAAAGACAGAGGGGAUGAAGUCGUAUCGUAUAUUAUAGAAUAAAUACUAUAUCUGCAUUUUUGACAUUCGGAUGGGAAUUUCAAAUUAUUAAAAUGGCCUAACAUAGGCCUAACGUUUUUGUUUUCUUAGAUGGGGGUACCACGUUUUCUGUUAGCAAGUUUGUUUUUUAUUGACUAUACUUGUUGUUUGCCAUGUUAGUUGUUAAUGUGGUAUUCCAAAUAGAUGUAAAGCCAAAUGAGAAUCUGAACUCUAUGGCACAACUCGAGGGGUGAAGUGCCUAAUUUUAAAUAGUUCACAUUGAAGUGCCACUCAUGCAGCGUCUCAUUAAUUUGAAUUUAAACAGAAACGUCAGAAUUUCACGAUGGUCUGUGCUGUAUUUGUGUUCAAACUGACAUGCUUCAAGCACAGUGAUGUCGUUGUACUCUGUGGCUGUUCUCUCUUGUAUCGUGUAUUCUAAGCAUAUGUUUAUGUUAAAGACACUACAAGUAUCUGAGUGAUUUUGAAAUUCGACUUUCUUCACAUGUACGAUUGUGGUCAUUGUUGAACGGAAUGGAACAAAUGACUUAAAAACAAACGUUGUAGCUUUUUACCAACACUGAAGACGGGGCACUUUCAUUUCACGGCUAUGGCCCGUUGUUUGAAUAAUAAAAUGGUCUUCUGCAGUACCUCCUGAAGAAGGCUCUGGGAUUUUGCGGCCUUACAUGUUUUCUCUUCUCACAGAAUAAAAUUGAUUGCAAAGGCUUUGAUGCCGAAGUAGAAAUAUAUAUUAAAAAAAAUAUAUUGGUGGAAGUGUCAAAAAUCCACACUUAUAAAGCACAGAAAUGGGUGCGAAUGAAUUAUUUUGGUGAUGAAAGGGGAAUGAGUUUAAAUUUGAAUGUGUGGGUUGCUUAAGACAAAUUAACCAAUGAUGUGUUUGCUGUGUGCUUCACAUUUGUCUGCUGUGCUGUAAAUAAACAGUCAUCGAGCAAAACCGCAGUUCAUCUGAUUCAGCAGUGUCUUGAACUUUUGUUUUUUGCAUUUUUUUCAUCUUUUACUGGAAAGACAAAAUUCCAGACCAAAAUCCAGAAUGGAUUUUACCACAAAUGCAAAAAAGCAAAGUUUGUAGCAUAGAAAGAGAGAAAAAAAAAGAGAAAAAAAAUGAUCUUUUGCAUUGACAAUAUUACACCACAUUGUUCAUAAACUUUCAAAUGGCAAGAUGGACUUUAUUUCGGGGACUUUUAUUUUGUAACCUAACAAAGGUUUGAAACAUAUUUCUUUACAGGACAUAAGGCACGUUUAGAAAAAUGCUCAUGGGCUGUUUGUAAAUAUGUAUGUAUGAAUGUUUGUGUGUAAAUAUGUUAGUCACAAAAUAAAAAUUGGAUAUUGUUCACAUCUAA
Molecule: messenger RNA, 5319 nt
Organism: Myxocyprinus asiaticus (Chinese sucker)
Lineage: Eukaryota; Metazoa; Chordata; Actinopteri; Cypriniformes; Catostomidae
Product: sarcolemmal membrane-associated protein-like
Exons: 24
Coding region: 1160-3694 (844 amino acids)
Biological process (GO): regulation of membrane depolarization during cardiac muscle cell action potential; regulation of voltage-gated sodium channel activity; protein localization to plasma membrane
Molecular function (GO): protein binding
Source: RefSeq, a predicted model, not a curated record